CGGUGGUGAGUUACGCGCGCACACCGACUGUGCGCCGCGUAUACAUGCAGAGCACCAGCGGCAGCAGCACCAGCAGGAGGUGUUCUCUCUGUUGCUCGGUUUGGUGGUGGUGGUCCUUCGUGUUCGGUUCGCGCGCGCCGACAGACGACACAUCUCCACGGCCGACGGACAGCGACGGACGUGGGCCCCGCCGGCGCAAAAUGCAGGGCCGUGUUCUCUUAUUGUAGCGAGACUGCCGCCGCCGAGUAGACGCCGCCGACCAGCGGGUUACUGCAGAGAAUGGCUAGUUUCAAAGAGUGGCCGUCGUUCUUGAUGGUAUUUUUGUUUGCGCACUUUGCUCAAUAUUGUUGCACUCGAAUUGACGAUGAUGGGUGUAAUAAUCAUAAAGGAAAUUCUCAACACAGAUGCGUACCAAAAGUCAACUAUAGGCACAAAGAAAAAGAAGUUCUUGAUCAAAUUUUAGGUCCAGGAAGCUACGAUGCUAGGAUCCGUCCCUCAGGAGUUAAUGGCACAGGCGACUCUCCCUGCAUUGUGUAUGUCAACAUGUUGGUACGGUCCAUCAGCAGAAUUGAUGAUUACAAAAUGGAGUACAGUGUGCAACUGACGUUCCGCGAACAAUGGAUGGACGAGAGGCUAAAAUUUAACGAUUACAACGGUAAAAUGAAAUACUUAACUUUGACUGAAGCCAACAGAGUGUGGAUGCCCGACUUGUUCUUUUCUAACGAGAAGGAAGGUCAUUUCCACAAUAUAAUUAUGCCGAACGUGUACAUCAGGAUAUUCCCCAAUGGAUUAGUGUUGUACAGUAUAAGAAUAUCUCUUACUCUAUCGUGUCCAAUGAAUCUCAAAUUAUAUCCACUGGAUCGUCAGACGUGUUCACUCCGAAUGGUCAGCUACGGCUGGACAACUGACGACUUAGUAUUUUUAUGGAAAGAAGGCGAUCCAGUGCAAGUUGUAAAAAAUUUACACUUACCCAGAUUCACUUUAGAAAAAUUCCUCACGGAUUACUGUAACAGCAAAACUAACACAGGAGAGUACAGCUGCCUGAAAGUGGACCUGCUGUUCAAGCGCGAGUUCAGUUACUACCUGAUCCAGAUCUACAUACCGUGCUGCAUGUUGGUGAUCGUGUCGUGGGUGUCGUUCUGGCUGGACCAGAGCGCGGUGCCCGCACGCGUGUCGCUGGGAGUCACCACGCUGCUGACGAUGGCCACGCAGACGUCCGGUAUCAACGCGUCCCUGCCGCCCGUGUCCUACACCAAGGCCAUCGACGUGUGGACGGGCGUGUGCCUGACGUUCGUGUUCGGCGCCCUGCUCGAGUUCGCGCUGGUCAACUACGCGUCCCGGUCGGACACGCACAGAGACGACAUGAGCAAAAAGUGCGACCUGGAGCGCACCGUGUCCAUGGACGUCGGCGACUACGAGGACGGCCCGAAUUCGUUCAAUAUGGUGAGGUCGAAUAGUACGAAGCCGCUGAUGCGUCCCGAGCUGAUGAUGUCCCGGGACAAGAUGAGCCAGAUCAUCCACCAGACGCCGCCGAUGGAGAAGAACUCGUGCUGGAAGUCGUGGAUGUCCAAGUUCCCCACCAGGUCCAAACGCAUCGACGUAAUAUCCCGCAUACUGUUCCCGAUGGUGUUCGCCAUGUUCAACAUGUCCUACUGGUCCACGUACCUGUUCCGCGAGGGCGUGGACGAGGACAAGUAAUUUGUCACGCCGAGUCACGGACCGUGGCCGCCGUCGUAUUAUUAUUAUAUUAUUUUAAUUAUUAUUAUUGUUGUCAACACGGCACAUAACAACAAUAUUAUUAUUAUAAAACGAUAAGCGAGCUCGCGUUUUGUGUAUUUGGAUUUACGUUUCGCAUCAAACGAUUUCCAUUUUGCAGUUCGUUUAGUCUUUUUGUUUAUUUAUCAUUUGUCAUCACUGUUGUUUUGUUUAUUGGUUUUACGAGUAUUUUUUCUGUUUCUUUUUUACAUACGAAUCUCUCUAUACGUAGUCAUUGUGUAGUGUAAAUCUUCUCUCAACUUGAAGUGCAUUUACUCGCAUCAAAUACAAUUAUUAUGAUUAUUAUUAAUAGCAAACUCAACCAGAUCUCCCGAAAACUAUAAUAUGAUAAAUAAAACGUGUCCACUCCACAUUAUUAUAUUGAUUGCCAUCUCAAUCGAUAUUUUGUAAUUUUUUUCUACACUCCAUGCUCAAUUUUACCUUUAAACGAAACCAUUUGAUUCAUUUGUUUACACACACACACACCUGACAGAUACAAAGAGACAGGGUCCUUAUACGAAAUCUGUCGGGGAAAUCUGUUCGCGUGUCCGACGCGCACGAAUCGAUUCCAUCCAAAUUUAAUUUAUCGAAAGAUAAAGUCGAGUUUUCUCACAUAAUAUUAUAAUAUACAAUGUUUAUACCUCACAGAAACAAGCACAAAACUCCAUCGGCGUUUUCCACGACCCGUCGAAUUGCAACCACUGUCCGUUUCGCCAAUCCCGUUCGAGUUGAUUAAUUACUUACUUAUUUACAAACGCUCAAUGUCGUUUUUUUUCUUCUGUUUUUCGUGUUUUUAGCCAUGUUUACCACCAUCACGUAUCACCACAGCAAAUAAUUAAGUCCUUUUGCGCGUGCAUCCCGAAUCGAAACUAUAUUAUAGUGUAUGACACCUUUUCAAAAUCAUUCACAUAAUAUUAAUAUAAUAUGAAGUGUACAAAUAAUAAUUGUAAGUACUCCGCAGUUCAAUGUUCGUUUUUCACUACAUUAAAAACUUUGUUUGAGCAUAAUAAUUGCUAAUAUUAUAUUCCGUUACGUUAUGACAACGAUAUAGAUAUUAAUAUAGUCAUUUUAUAAAAACUAAUACAUGACUUACGGUAGAUACGGUCUAGAAAGUCCAUAUAUGAUAUCCGAUAUUAAACAUCGUUUACGGAUGUUAAUUACUCAUAUGUUAUGUGCAUAAUAUAUUACUAUUAUUGUCACCAAGACUGUAUGAUAUUCAUACGUGCAAAGGCCACUAUAACGACAUACCGUAUGGUAAACAGGGUGAGAUGGAAAGUUCUGACCCAAAUCGCUGCCGGUUCGAUGACUUUAAAACUCAAUUAAUGCUUUUGUAUAAUAGUCGUUAAGCUGAUCAUUAUUGCAUUUGACCGUUAACUUAAUACCAUGCGUAUAUAGAUAUACCAGAACUGGAAAAUAUAAGUGUCUUAAACAAAAAAAAAUACGUCAAAUAUUAUUUUCCUUUAAUUAUAUGUCCCGUUGUAAAAUAAAUUGUGUUUUAAAACUGUUCCAUUUUUUCCCGACCUUUCAAACUUUUUGUAAAAUUUAUGACGUAUUUUCCUCUACUUGUAUAAAUCAAAUUAAAUCAUUUUAUCAUGAGAUUGCAAGAAAAAGUUAUUCCAUUUUAUUUUGUAAUUCCACUAAAAUGUUCAAGUUAUUUGAAACGAUUAACAAUUAAUUAAUUCUUGUUUUUCUUUUAUAUAUACAACAAACUCAGUUGACGAAAUCAAAGAUAAACAAAUAACAACUAACUGUCGUCUUUUUCCGUCCACCAUUAAUUUAUGUCCAGUUACACAAUCGCAUCUUUAUGGUCUAAUGGUCACGGUUAAGCUAUUUUAGAAAAUAGAAACCUACACGUCGUUUACUUAUAUAUUUAUAUAUAAGACAUGCGCAAGAAUAGGACAGACGUCAUACGAUACACCAGCUACAUCUAAUUCAUCUCACGUUGUCUUAUCACGCGUAGCCCAUUAAGUCGGAUUAAAACUUUUCACAUCCCCUGGCAUAGUACGCUGUACCGUUUAGUCUAAUACAAUACGAACACAUCCGCCCCCGACCGAAGGUGUACACUCGAUAGGGAAAUUUAAAUUUAAAUUUAAGGUAUAUAUAUUAUAUUAUAUUACAUACGAUUUGUAUAAUUUUUAACGAUAAGAUAAUAUUAUUAAUUUGUGUUGUUUGACACAUAUAUUACGCUAUAUCAUAAUGUAUAAUGUAAAUAUUAUUUAAGUUGCCAGAAAAUAAUGCUUAAAUGUGAUUUUUUUUUUUUAUAAAUAUCAGUAACUGGUCCACGAGUACACAUUGGGUGUAACGUGGACCACUAAGCUGAACUUCAGCAUACGAUUGAUUUAAAAUAAAUUUUCAUUUUCCAAUAAUUGAAAUCAGUGACCACUAAAUGAUAAUAAUAUAUUGUAUUUAAUAUUGAGUAUUAUAUCAUAUUAUAAUAACUUAUAUUACUGUAAACAAGAAAAGAACCAAAAGUCUGACAUCUUACUUUGACUGUUAUUCUUCGUUUCGAUAAUAUUUGAAAUUAUUUUCAUUUCUAUGAUCUAUAAUGACUAUAUUAUGUAAUGUUAUGUACACAAAUUAAAAUCUGAAACGAAUAUUUAGAAAAACUUAUAGUAAUGUAUAGACCAUCAAGUAAUCUGAUUAAUAUCUCACAAAAGGGCAACUUUUCAAAUACUAUACGUUAACAAUAUUACAGUUUAUAAAAUGUCCAUUAAAACCACUUUUAUGAUUAUUGUCUGUACAGCUCCAAUAAUAAAAUAUAAAGGUAGUCAUUGAUACGUCAUGUUCAAACAAAAGUAUCCGAUACAUGAUACCCCAAACUAACCGAAAAUUUGUUUAGUGUCGUCUUAAUUAGUAUUUGGCGUAUUGCAUAUAUAGGUACUUUAUAAAUACUUCAAACGUCAAUUUAUUGUUUACGUGCGUAUCUAACUGACGUUUCCACUCCCCUAUACUAACCUUUUAUGUUCAUGUACCUACCUAUAAUAUAUUAUAGAAUUUAUCUUUUCGGUAGGAACUAUCGUUGCCAAAUUUCAACACCUGAUGCAGAUGUAGGUAAACGAACGGAAAAAAAGUUUUUUUAUUGAAUUUUAAAUUUUAGAACCUCAUUAUUGAAUCAUUACAAUAUAGGUUCUCGUGCUCCAUUCAUUAUGUACCUAGUCAUAGGCGCCAUUAGUCGUAAAUACAAUUUAAAAAUAAAAUAAUAAAUAUAAAAUCUUCGUGAUGGAAAAUUCCACGUGAUGUGUGAGCACCAUACACGGAAAAUAUUUUUGCACAAUGUAAAUUAAUCUAAAGUUAAGUUUUUAAGUGAUAGGUGUCAGUGAUUCUUAAAAGUAAAAAAAACCGUCAUUUGAUCCUACUGCCGAGAUACUUCAUGGUUUUAAAAUCACGUAUUAGAGUGAUCGUGCAGGCUAAUCGAUUGCUAAUUAAUUGACAGAAUUAUAAACGAUUAGUGUACUUAUAGUAAGUUUGUUUCAAAUACUUGUGUUUUUUUUUUUAUAUAUAAAUUGGAUUUAUUAUUUGUUAUAAAUUUUAGCAGAGUUAGGUACGUUAUUGUGGUUAAGAUUUCUGAAAGAAAUUGAUGAAAUCUGGCUAGAGUGUAAAAAUCAAAAUCAUUUUAUUAUAAAAACGCAUUUUUUACGGUUUAGUAAUGGUGCUUUCUAUAA
This is a messenger RNA of Acyrthosiphon pisum (pea aphid), 5417 nucleotides long. It is a transcript of the gene GluClalpha, whose product is annotated as glycine receptor alpha 1. Gene Ontology annotation, molecular function: extracellular ligand-gated monoatomic ion channel activity; transmembrane signaling receptor activity. The record is from RefSeq and is a predicted model, not a curated record. Gene Ontology annotation, biological process: monoatomic ion transmembrane transport. The transcript is spliced from 10 exons. NCBI's taxonomy places the organism in Eukaryota, Metazoa, Arthropoda, Insecta, Hemiptera, Aphididae. The coding region runs from base 280 to 1698 and encodes 472 amino acids. Gene Ontology annotation, cellular component: membrane.